CGUAGUGACAAAGAUGCAUACAGAAUUGGCGCUGCCCGUAAUGGUAUAGUGCACAACCGACACAGUUGCGGAUCCUACGCUGAUUAAUAGACUGAGAAUAAGCGUAAUGCCAGAGAGUUGCAUCAGCCGAUCUGAUCGGGAAGUUCUCUGGAUUGCUCGCAUUAAAAGGACAUUAUAUGAGUAACGGACAAAAAACCUUGUACAUGUCCUUCUAUAUUGAUGCCAGAGCAAUCAUUAAAAGGCUAUCAUUGAGACAAGACUCUGAGUUCUCUGACAAGAAUACUGUAGCGGUCAGUGCAGAUCGAUCCAGCUAUAAAUCCUAAAUUAAACAUGGUCCUUCGAGCCGGAUGCUGACUACUGCAGAUAUGUCGUUGCCUGAUGAUAACCUGUCCAGUCUAAAUCAGUUAGCUGGGAGACCAGUGAGACAGAGUAAACUUCCUAAGCACCUGGACGACUAUGUUGUGGACUAUAAUUUUCCAAGGUCAACUAGUCUCCCACCAUGCUCACUAGAAACACAGCCAGAGCCUUCUGCAGUGGAAAAAGCAUUCUCACCGAGUAUGUCUACACCCGUACGACAAAUAGAGCAGGUACAAUCAAAGGAUAAAAUGUCCCUCAGAGAAUUAAUGGAGAACAUCUCUGCAGCUGAAAGGGAGGAGUCAGCUGAGAUUGCACAUCUUACAAGUAGACUGUCUCUUUAUGAGAAAAGGCAGCAGCGUCGACAGGAUAUGUUAAAACGCAUUAAUGCUUUCCUACUGGAGGAAGAAGCAGACAACCUCUCACUCCAAGAAGUUGAUAUAGCAUCUCAGAAGGGAGUACUUUCCCCUGAAUCUGAUCACAACAUUUCCUCGACUGCUCCACACAUCACAAAGACACCAGUUGACUUUCCAGAAUCUCAGCCUGAUAUAAUGAGCCCUAAACAAAUGAGAACCGAAUCACCUCUGAUUUCAUAUGUUCCACUCAUGCAGAACGUGGUCCAUAGUGCCAUAAGAGCUCAGUCUGCCCAGCAAACACUUCCACUGAAGGAAAUGAGUUCAAUCCACUCAGUUCCAUUAUCAUGCUUGGUUUCUCCACAAUUCCCUACAGCUCCUGAUACUGCUCUACAAGGACAGUUACUCCAACAAAAGCAAUAUGAAAAUAAGUCACCUCCUGAACUUAGAAGGUGCUUAGGAGUUGAGGGUGCCCCCUUUUGGUCCAAGCAGCAAUGGGCUACUAAUCCUCCAACUGGAUUACAUUCGAUGCAACACGCUGUACCUUCGGUUUAUACUGACUGUCAGCCCAAUUAUCCUGAUACACACAGAGAUCAGUACCCAGCACAACAAGUAGCUUGGCCACAGUAUAGCAAUUAUCAGGCUGUUCCUCCACCCGCCAUUAAUUUAUAUGGAGCACCAAAACCUUCCAUACCAGAUUUUGCUAUAGACAGUGAAAGAGAUUUCGCCAAUCUGAAACUAGCUUUGGAUAAUCUACUAGACUCUCACCCUGAGCUGUCAGAAAAAUACAAAUACCAUGUGCUGCUUGAACAUCUGAAGCUUCCAGAGGCUCAAAUGAUUGGACAGUCUUGUCGACAUGAAGCUCGGCCAUAUACAGCAGCAAUGCAGGCUCUACAGUUGCAUUAUGGACAACCACAUCAAUUAGCACAGAGCGAAAUAGCAGCCAUACUCAACACUUCAGAUGUGAGAGUCGGCGAUGCUAGUAGUUUUCAGUCAUUUGCUCUGAGGGUUCACCUUCUUGUUAGUAUGUUGCUGUCCCUGGAAGGCCCAAGAGGCAUUGAACUCAGCUGUUGUUCCCAUGUAGACAGGCUCCUCAGCAAACUUCCCAAGUAUCUCAGAGACAACUUCAUUGAGUUCCUACAGCUACAAGGCAAGCUGAACGUUGCCAGUCUCAAUCCAUACAAUCUUCAGGACUUCUCUGGUUGGCUGCAGGGUAAAGCUCAACAACAGCGUCUAUCCAGUAGACUAGUUGAACGUUAUCAGAAAGAGAAAUCCUCCUACUCACUUCAAGGAAGGGCUUCAACACAAUCAAAAAGACAGGGUGCUUCAGUCUAUCAUGGCACAGAGCCUCAAAUUGUCAAGACACCUAGGUCGGUACCUCAGCCCUCUCAAUGGAAGAAAUCCAAACUCCAUUGUCUUUUCUGUCACAGCAAAGAGCAUUACAUAACCCAGUGUGCUGAAAUAAAGGAGCAAUCUGCAGAAAACCUCAUGCAAUGGAUAGCAGAAGGAAAACGAUGCUGGAAAUGUGGCCGUUCCCACUGCCCAGAGGACUGUAACCUAAAGAAACCAUGUGGAAUCUGUGGGGAGAUACAUCUCCAAGUCCUUCAUGGAAUCGCUGAACAGCGAGCCAAGGUUAAGUCCACCAGUGCAUUAAAUAGUAGGAUCUACCUCACACCUUCUAGUCCCUCAGGCCGUGUACUACUGAAAGUUGUACCUUUGUUUCUACAUAAUAAAGACAGAACAAUGGCAACCUUUGCAAUAUUAGAUGAUGGGGCUGAACGUACCAUGCUUUUACCUGCUGCAGCUCGACAGCUUCAUCUGGAAGGGAAAGAGGAAACCCUAGCCUUACGCACUAUCCGUCCUGAUGUCACAUUCCUAGCUGGCUCAGUUGUAACCUUUGAUGUAUCCUCCAGAGCUAAUCCAGGAGUCAGGUACAGAAUUCAUAAUGCAUUCAGUGCAGAUGGAUUAGAUCUAGUGGAACAGAGCUACCCAGUUAAAGCUCUACAACGACGAUAUGCCCACUUGAGAGAUAUUCCACUGCAGUCAUUCAAGAAUGCUCAGCCCUUGUUGCUGAUUGGCUCAGAUAAUAGCCCCCUGAUCACUGCGGUGAAAACAGUUCAUGUAGGUACUCAGGAUGGACCAGUUGCAGUCUGUACAAAACUAGGCUGGGCUCUUCAAGGCCCUGAAGGUCUUAAAAAUCGUGCAAAUUACACCCAUCAGAGUCUUUUUAUCACCACAUCAACAGCCUCUGAUACCCUCUAUAGAGAUGUUGAGCGACUGUGGCAGCUGGAUUCUUUACCUUACCGCAGUGAAAAGCUGUUGACUCGUUCAAAACAGGACCAAGAGUCUAUCAAGACCCUAGACAGCAAAACCUGUAGGGUGCUAGUCGAUGGAAUUCAACGCUAUGCCACUCCCUUAUUAAGAACUGACAAUUCCCCCAAGCUGAAUGCUCCUCAUGAAUCUGUGCUUGCCAAUCUCCGCAGUACCGAAAAGAGACUCAAAGAUCAACCAGAGAAAGCAACCGCCUAUCGAGGUGAGAUGAACAGACUUAUUCAAGCAGGUUAUGUAAAAGAGAUCACAGCUAAAGAAGCUAAUGAAUCCGAGGAGUCAUGGUAUCUGCCACAUCACCUUGUCUACCAUAAUGGAAAGGCACGUUUAGUGUUCAAUUGUUCAUUCGUAUACAAGGAUACAUCUCUCAAUGAGCAGCUUCUGCCAGGACCAAACCUGGGACCAUCCCUCCUUGGGGUCCUACUGCGAUUUCGAAAGCACAGUGUUGCAAUCAGUGGAGACAUCAAGGGUAUGUUUCACCAGGUUCGCCUGUUACCCGAAGACAGACCCUUACUGAGAUUCCUUUGGCGUGAUUUGCAACGAGAGAUUCCUCCGCAAGUAUACGAAUGGCAGGUACUGCCAUUCGGGACAACCAGUAGUCCCUGCUGUGCUAUUUAUGCACUGCAGAAGCACAUCAAAGAACACCCACGCAGUACUUCCGACCUCAUUCAGACUGUUGAAUCCAGUUUCUACGUUGAUAAUUGUCUGGAGAGUCUACCUACUGCUGCAGCAGCCAAGACUAGGGUGGAUGACUUGCGGGAAAUAAUGGCGGAUGGUGGAUUUGAAAUUAGGCAGUGGACGAGCAACCAGUCAUCAGUAGUGGCACACUUACCAUCUGAUUCUAGAUCCAAGGACAUGGAAUUGUGGCUGAAACAUGAUCGGUGUGACCUUCAAGAACCCACAUUAGGACUCUGUUGGAACUGUGGAACUGACACACUGGGUUACAGAUACCGACCUAUCGAGCAUUCAGCAUUGACAAUGCGUACAGUUUACAAAAUUCUAGCGAGUCAGUAUGACCCUUUGGGUUUUAUUACGCCUUAUACAACCAGAGCUAAGAUUCUCAUACAGCAGCUAUGGUCAAAGAAAAGAGACUGGGAUGACCCAGACCUCCCUGCAGAUCUGCGUGAAUCUUGGAAUGUCUGGGAGAGUGAAUUACCCCACAUCGGUACAGUUUCAGUCCCACGUUGUUAUGUUCCUGAAGCAAUGGAUAAGCCUGGACUUGACCAUCACCUCCAUGUUUUCUGUGAUGCAUCAGAAAGGGCUUAUGGAGCGGUAGCAUACCUCUCUACAAUUCAUGAGGGCCUCACCAAUGUCUCAUUUAUUAUGGCCAGGUCAAAAGUGGCCCCUAAACGUCAACAGACCAUGCCACGGUUAGAGUUGUGCGCAGCGCUGGCCGGAGCACAGCUGGCAAAAUUAAUCCAGACAGAACUGUCAUCCUACUUACAACAGACCACAUUAUGGACAGAUUCUACAACUGUCCUAGAAUGGCUACAGUCGGAGUCAUGCCGGUUCAAGGUAUUUGUCGGCACUCGUGUAUCAGAAAUACAGGAACUGACAGAUCAGCGAUCAUGGCGUUAUGUCGACUCACUUAAUAACCCAGCUGACGACUUGACACGAGGCAAAACCCUUAUAGAGCUUACUUCCCCCAGCAGAUGGAGUAAAGGGCCACCUUUCCUUUGGCAAGCUCCAGAUAAAUGGCCUAAGAGACCACACAUGACUCAGCCAUCUAAGUCCAUUGAAUUGAAAGGUCUGACAUUCUGCAGUUUUGCAUCAGUACCACAGAAUAUUCCAGAUGCAAACCAGUUUGAUUCAUGGAAAGAUUUGGUCGAGGCUCUACGUCAGCAAUGUCACGGGGCGGCAGAGCCAAACCAGACUCAAUUGAUUAACAGUUACCGUGAAGCAGAAGCUUAUCUCCUACGAGCCUGCCAAGCACAAAGUUUUUCAGAAGAGCUCGUUUCUUUAAGAGCAGGCCGGCCAGUUCACAUUAGCAGCAAACUCAGAAAUCUAGCACCAGAGCUGGACCUGACAACAGACCUCAUCAGAGUAGGUGGGAGGCUAAGGCAGUUACAGCAGGUCAGUGACCUUGAUAUCCAUCCCAUUGUCCUAGACCCUCGUCAUCCCAUUACCAUGCUUCUUAUUAAAGACUAUGAUGAACGGCUGCUACAUGCUGGCUCUGAAAGAUUAUUUGCAGAAAUCAGAAGACAAUAUUGGAUCUUGAGAGGUCGACAAGUCAUUAAAAGGUACCAACUUCACUGCCCAGAUUGUCAAAGAUGGAGAGCACAGCCUAAAGUUCCUCAAAUGGCAGAUUUGCCAACAGCUCGCCUCCGCAUCUUCUGUCCACCUUUCUUCUCAACAGGAGUUGACUGUUUCGGGCCAUUUAUGACUAAGAUAGGCAGACGAAAUGAGAAACGGUGGGGAGUGAUUUUUAAAUGCCUGACGACACGUGCCAUUCAUUUGGAUCUCCUUAAUUCACUGGAUACGGAUGCCUUCUUACUAGCCCUCCGUAGGUUCAUUGCACGGCGAGGCAAACCAGCAGAAAUAAUUUCCGAUCAAGGCACAAAUUUCAAAGGAGCUGACAGGGAACUCCGAACAGCUUUUAAGGAACUGGAACCGCAGCUUCAACAACAACUAGUAGAUUACCAGAUCGAUUUCAAAUUCAAUCCUCCGAAUGCACCACACUUCGGAGGAGCAUGGGAGCGGGAGAUUCGUUCUAUCAAGAGUGCACUCCAGGUUGCCGUGGGAACUCAAUCACUGUCAGAAGACGUACUUCACACCAUCUUAAUUGAAGUGGAAGGUAUUCUUAAUUCUAAGCCUCUUGGAUACGUUUCUGCUGACGUGGCUAAUCCCGACCCUAUAACACCAAAUAUGCUUCUCAUGGGGCGCCGAGACGCUUCUUUGCCACAAGCAGUCUAUGCUUCGGAAACCAUAGGACGCCGUAGAUGGCGGCAUUGUCAGAACUUAAUAGAUCAGUUUUGGAUCUGUUACCUACGAGAUUACCUGCCAACCCUUCAGUCCCGCUACAAAUGGCAGCAACCAACUGAACCCAUUACCCUGGAUACAGUGGUGCUGAUAAUUGACCACAACCUACCACGAGCCCAAUGGCCUGUAGGUCGUGUGGUGAAACUCAUUCCAAGCAGAGAUGGUUGCAUUCGAACUGUUGAAAUUCAAGUACGGGAUAAAAUUUACACACGACCUGUAGCCCGUCUUGUCCCUCUUCCAGGACUACCAGAUAAUAUGGAAAAUCUGCAAACAUAAAGAAUUCCACUAAUUAACAUAUUUGCUACUCAAAUAUGGGGGCGGCUGUUCCGAAUUCUCCAUGUUUUGCGUAGUGACAAAGAUGCAUACAGAAUUGGCGCUGCCCGUAAUGGUAUAGUGCACAACCGACACAGUUGCGGAUCCUACGCUGAUUAAUAGACUGAGAAUAAGCGUAAUGCCAGAGAGUUGCAUCAGCCGAUCUGAUCGGGAAGUUCUCUGGAUUGCUCGCAUUAAAAGGACAUUAUAUGAGUAACGGACAAGUAAGUCCACUGUUAUUUGAAUAUUAAUGUUAUACUGCAAGUAUAGUUGUUGCAGAUACUGUUUCUAAGUUUAUUCAUGUAUAUUAACGUGACGUAUUUACCGCAUGUGAAAUACGCGCUGUAUUAUAUGCUGUCAAUCAUUUGAAGUUAAAAGUAGCGAUCGAUCACUGUGAUUUGUAUAAGUAGAAGAUACUUUAUGUUGUUUAUUAUUUAUAUAAUUUAUGUAACAUCUGCUAAUUAUUAUUUUUAUUUUGUUGUUCUAGAAAACCUUGUACAUGUCCUUCUAUAUUGAUGCCAGAGCAAUCAUUAAAAGGCUAUCAUUGAGACAAGACUCUGAGUUCUCUGACAAGAAUACUGUAGCGGUCAGUGCAGAUCGAUCCAGCUAUAAAUCCUAAAU
Molecule: messenger RNA, 6947 nt
Organism: Carassius gibelio (silver crucian carp)
Lineage: Eukaryota; Metazoa; Chordata; Actinopteri; Cypriniformes; Cyprinidae
Exons: 2
Coding region: 348-6290 (1980 amino acids)
Biological process (GO): DNA integration
Molecular function (GO): nucleic acid binding
Source: RefSeq, a predicted model, not a curated record